Messenger RNA from Leptopilina heterotoma, 1418 nucleotides. Its product is annotated as retinal homeobox protein Rx1-like. Gene Ontology annotation, molecular function: DNA-binding transcription factor activity, RNA polymerase II-specific; RNA polymerase II cis-regulatory region sequence-specific DNA binding. The transcript is spliced from 5 exons. The record is from RefSeq and is a predicted model, not a curated record. NCBI's taxonomy places the organism in Eukaryota, Metazoa, Arthropoda, Insecta, Hymenoptera, Figitidae. Bases 127 to 993 code for a protein of 288 amino acids. Gene Ontology annotation, biological process: positive regulation of transcription by RNA polymerase II.
AAUUGUUAAUCAGCAUGAGAAUACAGCACUAAAAAGGAAAAGAAUCUGGAAAAUAUGUAAAAAUAUGAUUUUCUUUUUCUUUGUUAUGCGAUAAAUUUAUGAGAUAAUUUUUUUGGGGGAAUACAUAUGAAAUUUGAUGCAGAGAAAAUCAUGGAUUCGCAGCAAUUGGUCGAGACUGUUUCACAAAAUAGUCAGGAUUUGGUUAUAGCGAAACCGACAAGUAGCACGCCAAGGCAUAGCAUUGAAUCAAUUCUUGGAUUGGUGAAUCGAAAGAGGAGUCAUCAAGUUAUGGAAGACUCUGGAUAUAACACCCAGGAGAACAGCACUGGUGAAAACAGUUGUUGUAAUUCAACGGGUGGCGGAAGUGAUGAGGAAUUGGAACCUGGUUCCAGAGAUGAUUUAAACGAAAAUAGUCCAAAAAAGAAGCACCGACGGAAUAGGACAACAUUUACGACCUAUCAGUUACAUGAACUCGAAAGAGCUUUUGAAAAAUCCCACUAUCCUGACGUCUACUCGAGAGAAGAAUUGGCCAUGAAAGUCAAUUUGCCGGAAGUUCGUGUCCAGGUGUGGUUUCAAAAUAGAAGAGCGAAAUGGCGCAGACAGGAGAAAAUGGAAGCCGCCAGGCUUGGCAUCUCGGAAUAUCAUCACGCGAACAUGAGAAAUAUUGGAGGACCUGCAUUGGCACUAGCAGGAGAUCCUUGGAUGCCACCUCCGGGUCUUCUUAGUGCUCUUCCUGGAUUUUUAGCCGCCCCUCACACUGGUUAUCCAAGUUAUUUAACGUCUUCAAGAAGGCUUCCAUCUCCACCGAAUGUCUCUUCUGUCACCGGUCUUACAGCUGCCAUUGCUGCGGGACUGCCGAGUAUAGGCGGAGGGCCAGUGCAAGCACCAUCCAGUCCUCCAGGACACGAUCCAAGGACCUCGAGCAUUCAAGCUCUCAGGAUGAAGGCCAAGGAACAUGUAGAAAGUAUCACUAAAGGACUUCAAAUGGUGUGAAAUGAGGACCUAAAAUUUAUUAAAUUUAAAUCCCAAAUUAUAACGACUGCACUCGUGACAAAAAAAAAAAAAAGAGACUUUUUAUUAUUCUCAGUUUCAUGAGAUGCCCAGUGUGUUAAUAUUAACAAAAAAAAAAAAAAAUACCCCCCCCCCCUUUCCCGUGUGCAAAUAUAUUUAUUAGAGAAUGAGAGUAUCCCCCGACCCCCUUUUUUCCCCUCCUCGGAAAAAUUUAUCUAAUAUGAUGAAAUUUGAUAUUUCCGAAUGAAACGAAUGAAUGAAGAAGAAAAAAUACUCCCGCAGAAGCGCAAUCAUCAAAAAGGCGUUAUUUUCGACGCUUAUUAACUUUAUAAAGAUGCUCAGGAUGGACAAAAGGGUAAAAUACAAUUUUACAUUUUAUUUUUUUAAUUCAUUUUUCUCUUUUUUUU